Molecule: messenger RNA, 900 nt
Organism: Caenorhabditis briggsae
Lineage: Eukaryota; Metazoa; Nematoda; Chromadorea; Rhabditida; Rhabditidae
Exons: 3
Coding region: 1-900 (299 amino acids)
Biological process (GO): intracellular protein transport
Cellular component (GO): vacuolar membrane; SNARE complex
Molecular function (GO): syntaxin binding; soluble NSF attachment protein activity
Source: RefSeq, a predicted model, not a curated record
AUGUCGAGCGAUCGCUUGAAGGAGGCCGCCGAGUGCGAGAGAAAAGCCGAGGAAUGUAUGAAGACGUCGAUGAUUAAGCUGAAAUUCAAGCCAGAUUUCGAUGGAGCCGCGAUGGCGAUGGAGCGGGCUUCCGUGUGUUAUCGGAAUGCUAAGGAGCACAGAAAGGCGGCCAACUCGCUGGUGAAGGCUGCCGAGUACUAUGAGCAGAAUCGGAAUCUGUUUCAUGCGGCCAAAGCGCGCGAAGGUGCCGGAAUGCUUCUCCGCGAGAUCAAAGAGUACUCGGAAGCAGUGGCUCUGUUCGAAAAAGCGAUAAACGGAUACGCAGAGAGUGGAAGUCUAGACACCGCAGCGAUGACUGUCGAGAAGGCAGCCGACGUGCUGAAAAAGGACGAUCCGAAGAAGGCGUUGGCGAUUUAUCAGCAGGGAUUGGCACUGGUUCAACAGUCGGAUCGCACUAAAAUGGCUGCCAACUUUUUGAAGGCAAGCACAAAGCUAUUCCUUGAAUUGGGAGAUUACAAAGGGGCACUCGUGUCGAUUCGAGAUGAGAUUGAGAAGUUUGCGGAAGUUCGGGAAUUCCCGCGAAUCGGACAACUCGCCAUCGGUCUUGUACUUGUCAAUCUAGCAAUGGAGGACUCUAUUGCGGCCCUCAAGGACUACAGUUGGGCAGUUAGCCUAUCCGACGACGUCAAGCAUUCUGAAGACGCGAGAGUCUGCGAGAAUCUCAUUGGAUAUUAUGAGGCUGGCGAUAACGAGAGCUUCCAGAAUGUGCUGAAGUUGGGAGCGCUGAGAUCCAUGGACAACGAGUAUUUGAGAUUGCAAAAAAUUCUGAAGGCGCCUGGAGGCAAUUCUGGAGGAGGAGGUGCUGGAGACGAAGAGGAAGAGGAUGAGGGAUUGUGCUAA